Molecule: messenger RNA, 3621 nt
Organism: Elephantulus edwardii (Cape elephant shrew)
Lineage: Eukaryota; Metazoa; Chordata; Mammalia; Macroscelidea; Macroscelididae
Gene: ATP13A2
Product: ATPase type 13A2
Exons: 29
Coding region: 1-3621 (1206 amino acids)
Biological process (GO): autophagosome-lysosome fusion; regulation of mitochondrion organization; intracellular calcium ion homeostasis
Cellular component (GO): membrane
Molecular function (GO): ATPase-coupled monoatomic cation transmembrane transporter activity; P-type ion transporter activity; ATP hydrolysis activity
Source: RefSeq, a predicted model, not a curated record
AUGAGCUCCCGGUACCCAGGCAACCAGGCUGAGAGCAGCAGCAACACCACCCUGGCCUGCUGCCAGGUCACCAGCAGGAAGCGGGAGCUUCCGCAGGAAAUGAGAGACAGCAGCCCUCUCGUGGGCAGUGCGCCCUCCGGUUAUGGGACCCUGACAAUAGCAACAUCGAUCGAUCCCCUCAGCUCCUCAGUUUCAUCCGUGAGGCUCAGCGGCUACUGUGGGAGUCCGUGGAGAGUCUUAGGCUACCACGCCGUGGUCUGGUUGAUGGCUGGGAUCCCUUUGUUGCUGUUCCGGUGGAAGCCGGCCUGGGGGGUGCGGCUCCGGCUCCGGCCAUGCAGCCUGGCCCACGCCGAAACACUCGUCAUCGAAAUAAGAGACAGAGAGGAUAGUUCCUGGCAGCUCUACACUGUCCAGGUACAGACUGAAACCAUCAGUGAGGGCAGCCUGGAGUUGCCCCCACAGGCCCAGCUGGAGGACGGCCGGAGCCAGGCAGCUGUGGGAGCAGUGCUGGAGGGAACAUGGAAGGACACGGCCCAGCUCCACAGGCAGGAGGAGGCAAAGCACGUGCUGCGGUACUACCUGUUCCAGGGCCAGCGCUACGUCUGGAUUGAGACCCAACAAGCCUUCUGCCAAGUCAGCCUAUUGGACCAUGGCCGCACCUGUGAUGACAUCCACCACUCCCGUUCCGGCCUUGACCUGCAGGACCACACUGUGAGGAAGACUGUCUUCGGCCCCAAUGUCAUCACCGUUCCCGUCAAGUCUUAUCUCCAGCUACUGGUGGACGAGGCCCUGAACCCCUACUACGGGUUCCAGGCCUUCAGCAUCGCACUGUGGUUGGCCGACCGCUACUACUGGUACGCACUGUGCAUCUUCCUUAUCUCUGCCAUCUCCAUCUGCCUGUCGCUGUACAAGACCAGAAAGCAAAGCCAGACCCUCAGGGACAUGGUCAAGCUGUCCGUGCAAGUGUGCGUGUGCCGGCCAGGGGGAGAGGUGGAGUGGGUCGACUCCAGCGAGCUGGUGCCCGGGGACUGCCUGGUGCUGCCCCAGGAAGGUGGACUGAUGCCCUGUGAUGCUGCCCUGGUGGCCGGCGAGUGUAUGGUCAAUGAGAGCUCUCUCACAGGGGAGAGCGUCCCAGUGCUCAAGACAGCCCUGCCAGAGGGCCCACUGCCCUAUUGCCCAGAAACCCAUCGACGCCACACACUCUUCUGUGGGACCCUCAUCUUGCAGGCCCGAACUUACGUAGGACCCCACGUCCUGGCAGUGGUCACACAAACAGGCUUCUGCACAGCUAAAGGGGGCCUGGUGAGCUCCAUCUUGCAUCCCCGGCCCAUCAAGUUCAAGUUCUAUAGACACAGCAUGAAGUUUGUGGCUGCCCUUUCAGUCCUGGCUCUCCUCGGCACCAUCUAUAGCAUCUUCAUUCUUUAUCGAAACCGGGUGCCGCUGAAGGAGAUUGUGAUCCGGGCUCUGGACCUGGUGACGGUGGUGGUGCCACCCGCGCUGCCGGCUGCCAUGACCGUGUGCACACUGUACGCCCAGAGCAGACUGCGGGAGCAGGGCAUCUUCUGCAUCCACCCGCUGCGUAUCAACCUGGGGGGCAAGCUGCGGCUGGUGUGCUUUGACAAGACAGGCACCCUCACAGAGGACGGCUUGGAUGUGAUGGGCGUGGUGCCCCUUAAGGGACAGGCAUUCCAGCCACUCGUCCCAGAGCCCCGCCACCUGCCCAUGGGACCCCUGCUCCAUGCACUGGCCACCUGCCAUGCCCUCAGCCGGCUCCAGGACACUCCUGUGGGUGACCCCAUGGACCUCAAGAUGGUGGAGUCGACCGGCUGGGUCCUGGAGGAGUCUUUGGCAGCAGACUCGGCAUUCGGAACCCAGGUCUUGGCGGUGAUGAGGCCCCCACUCGGGAGACCCCAGCAAGAAGGAGAGGAGCCCCUGGUGCCGGUCAGCAUCCUCUGCCGCUUCCCCUUCUCUUCCGCCCUGCAGCGCAUGGACGUUGUGGUGACGUGGCCAGGGGCCACACAGCCUGAGGCCUAUGUCAAGGGCUCCCCUGAGCUGGUGGCAGGCCUCUGCAGACCAGAGACAGUACCCACCGACUUUGCCCAGAUGUUGCAGAGCUACACAGCUGCUGGCUACCGUGUCGUGGCCCUCGCUGGAAGGCCACUGCCCAUCGCCCCUAACCUAGAGGCAGCUCAGCAGCUGACAAGGGACACCGUGGAGCAGGACCUGAGCCUCCUGGGACUGCUGGUCAUGAGGAACCUGCUGAAGCCACAGACGGCUUCGGUGAUCCAGGCGCUGCGGAGGACCUGCAUCCGCACCGUCAUGGUCACAGGGGACAACCUGCAGACAGCAGUCACUGUGGCCCAGGGCUGCGGCAUGGUUAAUCCCCAGGAGCAUCUGGUCGUCAUCCACGCCAUCCCCCCUGAGCGGGGCCGGCCUGCGUCCCUCGAGUUCCUGCCGGUAGAGCGCUCCACAGUCAUGAAUGGGGCUAAGGACCCUGGCCAGGCUGAGAGCUACACCGUAGAGGCAGACCCCCGCUCCAUCCACCUGGCCCUCAGCGGGUCCACCUUCAGCAUCCUGGUGAAGCACUUCCCCAAGCUGCUGCCCAAGGUCCUGGUCCAGGGCACCAUCUUUGCCCGCAUGGCCCCGGAGCAGAAGACUCAGCUGGUGUGCGAGCUGCAGAAACUCCAGUACUGUGUGGGCAUGUGCGGGGACGGCGCCAAUGACUGCGGGGCCCUGAAGGCAGCUGACGUGGGCAUCUCGCUCUCUCAGGCCGAGGCCUCUGUGGUCUCCCCCUUCACCUCGAGCAUGGCCAGCAUUGAGUGUGUGCCCAUGGUCAUCAGGGAAGGCCGGUGUUCUCUGGACACAUCAUUCAGCGUCUUCAAGUACAUGGCCCUGUACAGCCUGACCCAGUUCAUCUCUGUCCUGAUUCUCUACACGAUCAAUACCAACCUGGGGGACGUGCAGUUCCUGGCCAUUGACCUGGUCAUCACCACCACAGUCGCCGUGCUCAUGAGCCGCACAGGGCCAGCACUGGUGCUAGGACGGGCACGGCCACCAGGGGCGCUGCUGAGCGUGCCCGUUCUGAGCAGCCUGCUGCUGCAAGUGGCCCUGGUGGCCGGAGUGCAGCUGGGGGGCUACUUCCUGACCGUGGCCCAGCCCUGGUUUGUGCCUCUGAACAGGACGGUGCCCGCACCAGACAACUUGCCCAACUAUGAGAACACAGUGGUCUUCUCUCUGUCCAGCUUUCAAUACCUCAUCCUGGCCGCGGCCAUGUCCAAGGGGGCACCUUUCCGCCGGCCACUCUACACCAAUGUGCCCUUCCUGGUGGCCUUGACGUUCCUGGGUUCCAUCCUGGUGGGCCUCAUCCUGGUCCCCGGCCUCCUGCAGGGGCCGCUGGCACUGAAGAACAUUGAUGACACCUGCUUCAAGCUGCUAAUGCUGGGCCUGGUGGCCUUAAACUUCGUGGGGGCCUUCAUGCUAGAGAGCAUGCUGGACCAGUGCCUCCCACCCUUUCUGCGGCGCCUCCACUCCAAACAGACCUCCAAGAAGCGCUUCAAACAGCUGGAGCGUGAGCUGACCGAGCAGCCCUGGCCACCGCUGCCAGCCGGCCCCGUGAGGUAG